Vombatus ursinus (common wombat) is the source of this 1722-nucleotide messenger RNA. RefSeq names its product copine 5 (gene CPNE5). Gene Ontology annotation, molecular function: calcium-dependent phospholipid binding. Lineage: Eukaryota; Metazoa; Chordata; Mammalia; Diprotodontia; Vombatidae. The coding region runs from base 27 to 1610 and encodes 527 amino acids. The transcript has 19 exons. The record is from RefSeq and is a predicted model, not a curated record. Gene Ontology annotation, biological process: cellular response to calcium ion. Gene Ontology annotation, cellular component: plasma membrane.
CUUUCAGAAAUCUCUUGGAUAAAGACAUGUUCUCCAAGUCAGACCCAUUGUGUGUGAUGUACACUCAAGGAAUGGAGAACAAGCAAUGGAGAGAGUUUGGAAGAACAGAAGUGAUUGACAACACACUGAAUCCGGACUUUGUGCGCAAAUUUAUACUGGAUUAUUUCUUUGAGGAGAAACAGAACAUCAGAUUCGAUCUGUAUGAUGUUGAUUCGAAGAGCCCCGAUCUCUCCAAACACGAUUUCCUGGGCCAGGCCUUCUGCACUCUGGGAGAGAUCGUGGGGUCCCCAGGGAGCCGCCUGGAGAAGCCUCUCACCGGGGUCCCUGGGAAGAAGUGUGGUACCAUUAUCUUGUCAGUGGAGGAGCUGAGCAACUGCAGGGAUGUUGCCACAAUGCAGUUCUGUGCCAAUAAACUGGACAAGAAAGAUUUCUUCGGUAAAUCUGACCCCUUCCUGGUGUUCUACAGAAGCAACGAGGACGGAACGUUCACCAUCUGUCACAAGACAGAAGUCAUGAAGAACACUCUAAAUCCCGUGUGGCAAACUUUCUCCAUCCCUGUGAGGGCCCUCUGCAACGGGGACUACGACCGGACCAUCAAGGUGGAGGUAUAUGACUGGGAUCGGGAUGGCAGUCAUGACUUCAUCGGGGAAUUCACCACUAGCUACCGGGAGCUGGCUCGUGGGCAGAGUCAAUUCAACAUCUACGAGGUGGUAAACCCGAAAAAGAAAAUGAAGAAAAAGAAAUACCUGAACUCUGGCACAGUAACACUACUGUCCUUCGCGGUGGAGUCAGAAUGCACGUUCUUGGAUUAUAUCAAAGGAGGGACUCAGAUCAAUUUCACGGUUGCCAUCGACUUCACCGCCUCCAAUGGCAACCCUUCCCAAUCCACUUCCCUGCAUUACAUGAGCCCAUACCAGCUGAAUGCCUAUGCUCUGGCGCUAACAGCCGUGGGUGAGAUCAUCCAGGACUAUGACAGUGACAAGAUGUUCCCAGCCCUGGGCUUUGGGGCCAAGCUUCCUCCUGAUGGCAGAGUUUCCCAUGAGUUCCCACUGAAUGGCAAUCCGGAUAACCCCUCUUGCUGUGGUAUUGAUGGUAUCCUCGAGGCCUAUCACCGAAGCCUUCGCACCGUGCAGCUCUAUGGCCCCACCAACUUUGCACCGGUGGUCACUCAUGUGGCCAGGCAUGCAGCAACUGUGCAAGAUGGCUCCCAGUAUUCCGUGCUGCUGAUCAUCACAGAUGGGGUCAUCUCAGACAUGGCGCAGACCAAGGAAGCCAUCGUCAAUGCUGCCAAACUCCCCAUGUCCAUUAUCAUCGUGGGCGUUGGCCAGGCUGAGUUUGAUGCCAUGGUUGAGCUGGAUGGUGACGACAUCCGGAUCUCCUCCAGGGGGAGGCUAGCAGAGCGGGAUAUCGUCCAGUUUGUGCCAUUCCGGGACUAUGUGGACCGAACAGGGAAUCACGUGCUCAGCAUGGCUCGCCUGGCCAGAGAUGUACUGGCUGAGAUCCCGGACCAGCUGGUAUCCUACAUGAAAGCACAAGGCAUCCGUCCCCGCCCACCCCCGGGACCUCCUGCCCACACCCCAUCUCGGUCCCCUUCGCACACAAACAUCUAAGGAUGGGGCGUAGGCAGGCUGGGAAGAUGUGGAUUCCCUGGGACAUGCGCCUGCACACACACACACACACACACACACACACACACACACACACAUCACUGAGGUUCAAAUU